Talaromyces marneffei is the source of this 327-nucleotide messenger RNA. RefSeq lists its product as uncharacterized. Gene Ontology annotation, cellular component: mitochondrion. Bases 1 to 327 code for a protein of 108 amino acids. The record is from RefSeq and is a predicted model, not a curated record. The transcript is spliced from 4 exons. Lineage: Eukaryota; Fungi; Ascomycota; Eurotiomycetes; Eurotiales; Trichocomaceae.
AUGGCCGUACCCCGGAGUCGAAUUCUGGAUCUUGUGAAGACCCAAUGUCGAAUCUUCGCAACAACAUUCAACCCACAACGGUUACGACUCGGAAACAAGAUCUUGCGACAACGAUUGAGAGGUCCCGCUCUUGCGGCAUAUUACCCCCGUAAAACUGUGUCCUUCCGCGAUCUACAAGAUACAUACAAGCCUCUGGGUUUGGAGACGUUUGACGAGGGACAAGACGACCGGGAAGAAGCUAUUCAGAUCGCGAAAUUACGUGGCAAAGGACGACCAAAGAAGAAGAGAACUGCAGCAGAAUCACGAUCAGCCAAGAAGAAGAAAUAG